Esox lucius (northern pike) is the source of this 6957-nucleotide messenger RNA. RefSeq names its product class II, major histocompatibility complex, transactivator (gene ciita). The transcript is spliced from 25 exons. Gene Ontology annotation, molecular function: protein binding; ATP binding. The coding region runs from base 90 to 4613 and encodes 1507 amino acids. Gene Ontology annotation, biological process: positive regulation of MHC class I biosynthetic process; positive regulation of transcription by RNA polymerase II; inflammatory response. The record is from RefSeq and is a predicted model, not a curated record. Lineage: Eukaryota; Metazoa; Chordata; Actinopteri; Esociformes; Esocidae.
GCUCCCUAAGAAUCCUAGGAAGAAACCUAGAGAGGCUCUGAGUGGUGGCCUGUCCUCUUCUGGCUUUGCCAUGUGAACGUUUUAAGAGAAUGUUUUCAAGUGAACGACAUGAAGAGUAUGACUCCAACAUGAUGAUCCUAUGUAAAUGUGUGUUUUGGUCAGCAGAUGUCUGGAUGCAAGAUAGGCCCUCUUCCCCUGCCUCUGAGGAUGAAGAUCUUAUGCCAGGAUUUGACCUGCAGUCCCUUCUGGAAGAUUUGAAUCAAACUUUGGAAAGCGAUAGCAUGCUGACAACCAAUGUCAGGGCAGAUGAGCAGACAAAGACCCUGAUGCAUUGGAGAGAUCUUGACCUGGAGACACUUCUAGAAAAUGUGGAUGCCCCUUUAACCCCCAACCCUAAAAAUUUUGACCUGGAGACCAUUGUGGACAAUGGGGAUGAUCAUGUUAAAUUAAAUGAUUUCGACUUAGAAACCCUUCUGGAUAAUGUGUGUAAUAACAUGGAAUUCAACGACAGGCUGUUUGAGCUGGGCUUUGAGGCUGACACACAGAUUGGCGAGGCUCUCAAGUUGUCGAACCCUGUCGAACCCGAGGCCAAGAAAAAGAUCUGCAAGCGACGUGGAGAGAUCCGUACGGAUUGUGACAGACAGAGCAAGAGGGGGAAGAGGAGAGCGAAGACGAAGGAAUCCCGGGUCAACAGCUGUGCUGGCUCGCCUCCCAUCCAGGCCACCAUGGUUACAAGCCCUCAUCCUUCCGGGCUCUUUCAGGUCACCUCAUCCCCUACUUCAUCCCUCCAGCCUUCAAUCACACCAUCCCUCCAUCCCACUGUGUUUCACAUUACUCAGCUGGGUCCAGCCUUCAGCCUCUCCCCUACUGUAUUCAGCUCCUCAGGACAACACACAUACCUACUAGUGUCAUCCCUGGUCCCCCAAAGCCACAACAUCCUUCCUCUCUGCCCAGUUGACAGUGCAGUAGCUCCAGACUCGAUGUGCUCAUCCCCCCCUGGUUCUCGAUCUGACUGCGCCAGCAUGUCUCCCCAAGUCAUGUCUCCCCCCUCUGCCUCCCCUAUCUCCCCCAAGACAGACUGUGUUGCAGAUUACAUACUCCAAACCAAGGCGUACAUCAAGACACUGUACCAGGAGAUAGAGGCGGGCCGUAGCCUGGAAACCCACUAUAUUGAUGUCCGAUUGGUCCAGAGGCAGAUCCUGAUUGGCUCAGGAAAGAAUGCCAGCAAGUGCCUGGAGAAGGAGCUGGUUGUCUUAGGAGACACAGAAAGGAGGUGGAGCUCGUUGUCCAGGAGUCAGAUGUUCCAGAGCUCGGCAGGGGCGAAACCCAAGCAAUCCAUUGUGUUGCUAGGAAAUGCUGGAAUGGGCAAGACCACACUCAUCAAAAAGCUCUGCCUGGAUUGGUCCGACGGCUUCCUGCCUCAGUUUGACUUUGUAUUCCUAUUGGACGGUAAGGCACUGACCCUCCCCCAUGAGCGGACCUACAGCCUUCAGUCCCUCCUCCUACGCCUCUCCUCCUCCGCCCUCCCCACUCCAUGUGCCCGACCCCAUGCAGUCUUCAGUCGGGUGCUCUCCGCCCCGGAGCGCGUGCUGGUGAUAUUCGACGGCUUUGAGGCGGUGCGUGACUUGGAGGGCCUGACGCAAUGCCCAGCGGUGGAAUGUAGGGGGCAGAAUUACAACAUCAGACAGCUGUUCUCUGGCCUGCUCCAGAGGAAGCUCUUACCAGGAUGCUCUCUCCUGCUUUCUGCUCGACCGCAGGGCACUGUGAGUGGUCUGCUGAGACGGGCUGACAGCCUCCUGGAGCUGCUGGGCUUCUCCCCUCACGACAUAGAGAGAUACUUUGGACUGUACUUUUCUGGAAGACACUCACUACGGACCCCAGUUCCAUCCUCAACUUCGACUCGAGACACAGUUCCAUCCUCAACUUCGACUCUAGACACAGUUCCAUCCUCAACUUCGACUCGAGACACAGUUCCAUCCUCAACUUCGACUAUAGUCACAGUUCCAUCCUCAACUUCGACUCGAGACACAGUUCCAUCCUUAACUUCGACUCGAGACACAGUUCCAUUCUCAACUUCGACUCGAGACACAGUUCCAUCCUCAACUUCGACUCGAGACACAGUUCCAUCCUCAACUUCGACUCUAGACACAGUUCCAUCCUCAACUUCGACUCGAGACACAGUUCCAUCCUCAACUUCGACUCGAGACACAGUUCCAUCCUCAACUUCGACUCGAGACACAGUUCCAUCCUCAACUUCGACUCGAGACACAGUUCCAUCCUCAACUUCGACUCGAGACACAGUUCCAUCCUCAACUUCGACUCGAGACACAGUUCCAUCCUCAACUUCGACUCGAGACACAGUUCCAUCCUCAACUUCGACUCUAGACACAGUUCCAUCCUCAGCUUCGACUCUAGACACAGUUCCAUCCUCAACUUCGACUCCAGCCACACUCCAGGCCGUAAACACUGUUCUAGACACAGUUAUGGCCAGGCUCCACAACCACUCAUACUUGAUGUCUCUGUGUUGGAACCCAGCUCUUUGUCACAUGGUGUGUCUGCUUCUAGAACACUGGGAUGGUUCCAAGCCCCUCCCCUCAACUCUGACGGGAUUGUGUCAUACAGUGCUGGGACUAAUGAUAAGACACAGCCCCAAAAACAGCCCCCCACACACACAAAAAGAACUUCACAGCCCUAAACACACACGCCCACAGACAGAAAAUGAACCUCACAGCCCCGAACACACACACACACAGAAAGAAGCACACAGCCCCGAACACACACACGCACAGAAAGAAGCACACAGCCCCGAACACACACACGCACAGAAAGAGUCUCACAGCCCUGAACAAACACACACACAUAAAGAACCACACAGCCCCGAACACAUAGACACCCAGACAUACAAUCACAGCCGUGAACACACACUCAGUCAAAGAGAAACACAAACACACACAAGGACAGACACUCAGACCCACGCUAACACCCCUGAAGAGGGUCAGAAACGUAGACUUAAACCAACAAACGGCCACACAGUAACCCACAUGCGCACGCGCUCACACACCCAAACCCAGACUACAUCGGCAGAGGAGAAGAGGAAGGAAGAGGAUGAACGUGGCAGACAUGUUCUGUCUGGGUUGAAUGAUGUGGCCUGGGAUGGGGUUAAAGGUCAUUCCUCUCUCCUGAACCUAACCCGACACAACCCCAUGUACGUUCAGCUGCAGGAGUUUGGCCUUACGACUGGCCUGCUACAUUCCUAUUGGCUGAGAGGGUGGCAGGGAGGUGACUGUGGCAGUGAUGAUAGCAGUUGUGACAACAUCCUGUCGUGGGGCAGUCCCUACCUGCAGAGCUUCCUGGGCGGGGCUCACCUGUCCCUGUCCAAGUGUGUGUCUGACCGUGCCCUCAUCUCCCAGAUACUACCCCAGUCCAGGGGGAGGCGACGACCUCUUGGUGAGUGUCUGGACCUUGCUCAGAGAUUGGCUGUUGGUCUACUGUUCCGGAACGAGGAGGAGCUUCAGGAUCUGGCAGUCCUGGAUUCAAUCUCAAUUGAUGCGGUGGUUGCCAAGCGAUCCGCUGUUUCGUCCCACCUGGAGAACCUUCCCUAUGGAACCCUAAGCCCCGCCCGCCUCCUGGCGGCAUUUCACUGCGUCUAUGAGGCGGGCGAAGCCCGCCUGGCGAGACAGCUGGUACGCAAACUUCCUGCCGUUCUGUCACUGGGAAGAGUGCCGCUCUGCCCGCCCGACGCUGUGGUAGUGUGGAAUCUUCUGGAGCAGUGUAGAAACCAGCGGAGACAGUUCUGUCUGGACCUGGAGGACACUGGACUGAGUGUAUCUGGGCUCCGCCUACUGACAGGCCUCAACAUUAUACACUCAUACAGGGCGUGUAUUGCAGACACCGUCGCCAUGUGGGAGGAGUUAGAGAAGAGUGGGGAGGUGGAGCUUCUUAAAGGGACGGUGUCUAAGUUGAACAUUAACCCUUUCCGAGCAACACAGGUGUCCCACGUACAACACCUGGCUACACUUGUCAACAUACACAGAAAGAGAAGACUACCCGACAGCCAAUCAGAUAGUGUCCUGGAGGAUGGCAUACCUGCAGUCAGAGAUCUACACAAGCUGGAGUUUGAGCUGGGUCCAGUGAAUGGUCCUCUGGCGCUGCCUAAACUACUUGAGCUGCUGCCAGCCCUGCAAAGCCUUCAACACCUGGACCUAGAGAACAGUAAGUUGGGGGACAGAGGAUCAGAAUGCCUGGCUGAGGCUGUGGGAUCCCUCUACUCUCUGGAGAUUCUCAAUCUGUCUCAGAACCACAUUGGAGACCAGGGAAUAGGGAUGCUGGCUCCAGCUCUGUGUAACCUAACCUCACUGAACUGCCUCAGUCUGUACAGUAAUGUGAUAUCUGACGGAGGAGCGGAGAGUCUCGCUGCUGUACUGCCUCAGAUGACAUCUCUCAAUGACCUGGAUGUCAAGUAUAACAAGUUCACUGCUGUGGGAGCUCAGAGUCUGGGAUCCAGUCUCAGGAACUGCCCUUGGGUGAAGAGUUUGGGGUUAUGGAACCAGUGUAUUCCAUAUGGGGUGUUAGAACGAUUACAGGAGCAGGAUCCACGGAUACAGCUUCUCUAGAACAUUGUUCAAGCUGGAUCCACGGAUACAGCUGCUCUAGAACAUUGUUCAAGCUGGAUCCACGGAUACAGCUGCUCUAGAACAUUGUUGAAACAGGAUCCACGGAUACAACUACUCUAGAACAUGGUUCAAACAGGAUCCACGGAUACAGCUGCUCUAGAACAUUGUUCAAGCAGGACCCACGGAUACAGCUGCUCUAGAACAUUGUUCAAGCAGGACCCACGGAUACAGCUGCUCUAGAACAUUGUUCAAGCAGGAUCCAUGGAUACAGCUGCUCUAGAACAUAGUUCAACCAGGACCCACGGAUACAGCUGCUCUAGAACAUUGUUCAAACAGGAUCCAUUGAUUCAGAUGCUCUGGAAUGUUAUUCUAAGAGGACUUCUGGAUACAACUGCCUCAGAAUGUUAUUCAAACUGGACACACGCAUUGCAGCUGCUCAAGAAUAUUGUUCUAAAAGGAUCGCCUGAUACAAUGGCUCUACUUUAGAGCAUUAUUCUAAUAUUUUCUUUACAGAACUUGAGGGGUUCAGUCACUCUUAGGAAUAUUUUGUCAGGUUUCUGAUAUAUGAUUGCUUAUGGUCUCCCAACACGGAGGAACCCAUUGUAGAACCCAGUCCAGAACAUGGUCUUUUACAUUAUUUUUGUGUUGCUAAUUAUGGUUAUAGUCAACAGUUGGUUUGUGCUUCUGGACAGAGUACCCAUUGAUGCAGAACAUUGACUGAUGUCAUAAAGUCCCUAUGUAUCAGAAUGGAGCAAUUUGUCAGCCAAUUUGUUGCCUUGUGACCCAUCCUAAACCAGGCACAAUAGAAACACAUGGCAGCAGUGGCAUAUACAAACUUUGUAAUAGUUGUGUCCUUUUCAAAAUAUAAAUAUCACUGUUCUACAUUUAAAUCGUUUUCUAAUAAUAAAAGUACUACAACUUCAGGGAACUUACAAUUAUGAAAUGUGAAUACUUAGAAAAACACUAACUUAUGUAAACAUUUUGGAUUUCCUUAUAAAUUUUUCGGUAAUAACAAUAACAUUGGUCUCACAUAAAUUACUGCUAAGGUUGUCUGGUAAAAUGGCAUAACUGACUACUAUACCACAAACAACAAGAUGUCUUAUACACCACCGUUCUUAUACACACCAGCUUUCAGUCAAAUCAGCAUUCAGGAUUUGAACCAGUUUGUAAUUUCCAUUUCAUUCCAGUUGUUGAUUCUGCUACUGUUUGAACGACUGAUUUCUUGUGUUUUGUAUUUGGUCCUAAUCAUUGCUUUUUUAACCCUGGUUAGAAUAACAUAGCUAGCCCAGCUAGAUAUUGUUAGCCAGGCAAAUCAUUGUUGGAAGCAGACUGGAAGCAGAGAAUUACUUUUUGUAGUUAAACCUAAACUUUCUAAACUGGAAAAAGCUUGUGUUGGUUAAAUGUUUUUCUAGAUGUAAUUACAAACGUCAGGGCCAGUCUUGAUUGCCAGAGGGAGAUUUUUAGUUAACUCUACAGCAAUGCUAUUUAUCCAGUGCAGACAUUUGACUUGGGUGAGAGAAUGAGCCUUAGUCUGAUAAAAGUCAGGAGUUAACCAAUAUGCUGAUUAUGCAUACUAAUAUUUCAAGGACACUGUAGCCAAUCACAUUAUUAGCUGACUAUGUCAGUUAAGACGGCUCAGCUAUCCAGGGCUAGCAGAUAACCUUCCCCCUCAAAAGUAAGGUAUAUAAAACUGAACUAUAUAUUGUAUAGCUUCUCUGCCAUAUUACUGUGGCAUUGAAAGUGAAUCCUGUCUCCUUCAUAAGUGAUGCAUUUUUUGUGGGGCCAAGUUCUACUUUUAAGUGGCUUGGCUUUUCAGAAAUGGUGGCAGGUGGGAGUGUGGGCUGUUGGAUGUCAGAUGCAAUUCUCUUCUCUUGCUUUGAGUCCAUGAAUGUAUCUUUCCAGAAUCUAUUCCCUUCUUUUAUUUGCACUGAGAUUUCAAUGUUACAUUUUUUGCCUUAAAUUCUCUUGAAAAUGUUUUUGCACUGAAUAUUAAUAGUCAGAAAAAGUAUAGUAUUUAAAUGUUUUUACAUUGUAGCUGUAUGGUACAACAAUGGUAGUCAAUGGUGUUGUCUAAAGAACCAAGGGUUAUACACAGCAAGAUCAGCUAGCUAACUGCCUCACUUGAUCAAGAGCUAAAAAUAAAUAUACUGCAGAGAAAAUGUACUACUAAAUAUAAUGUGUUUUGUUGAAAUGAAAAUGUACAGCUUCCCUCUAUGUUUCAGGUCGAAAUAUGACUCAUUGAACAAAACUAAACUGUUCAACACUGCUUUUUAUCAGCCUGGUGAUGCCUUUCAAAUAAGUGUUAAAGAGAAAUCUAUACUGCGCAAUAAAAACACUUCCUCAU